AUGGGGCUGCCCUGGCUAUGGCUGUGGCUGAAGCGGCUAGGAAUAUUCCUGCAGGUGGCUGUGGAGGUGGCUGUGGGCAAGGUGUUGAUGACACUGUUCCCAGAGAGAGCCAGGCGGAACAUCCUGGCCAUGGGUGAAAAGACCGGCAUGGCCAGGAAUCCCCGAUUCUCCCCCGACAACUGGGUCCCGACCUUCUUCAGCAUCCAGUACUUCUGGUUUGUCUUGAAGGUCCGGUGGCAGAGACUGGAAGACAGGGCUGAGCUUGGGGGGCUGGCCCCUAACUGCACGGUGAUCCGCCUCUCGGGACAGAAGUGCAACAUCUGGGAUUUCAUUCAAGGCAACCGACCGCUGGUGUUGAAUUUUGGCAGCUGCACCUGACCUUCGUUUCUUUUCAAAUUUGACCAAUUCAAGAGACUUGUAGACGACUUUGCCUCCACAGCAGAUUUCCUCAUCAUUUACAUUGAAGAAGCUCAUGCGACAGAUGGCUGGGCUUUUAAGAACAACGUGGACAUCAGGCAGCACCGGAGCCUCCAGGACCGCCUGCGGGCGGCACACCUGCUGCUGGACAGGAGUCCCCAGUGUCCUGUGGUGGUGGACACAAUGCAGAACCAGAGCAGUCAGCUCUACGCAGCUCUACCCGAGAGGCUCUACGUGGUACAGGAGGGCAGGAUCUGCUACAAGGGUAAACCUGGCCCUUGGAACUACAAUCCAGAGGAAGUCCGCGCUGUCCUGGAAAAGCUUUGCACUUCAUCUGAACACACGCCUCAGCUCUAGAGAACCAACAGGGUUCCCCAAGCUUGGCACUCCCCCACCCCAGUCCAGGUGUCCUUUAUCUUUGACCUGUGUUCCCAGCUGAACUACCAGCUCAGAUUUUUCUGAUCUAAACAAAUAACUCCCAGGGAGGCAAUGUAGGUCGCAGCAGACAACCAACACAAAUCGUUACAACCAAAAAAUAAAGCAAUACUGAGCAGUUGGCAAAAGUCAAUGCUCGGCUCCGUGCUUUUCCCACAGUGGAGACCAGCGCAGUGCGCAGCAUCCUCCGGCAGCAGGGCACUGAAGCGCCACCGGCAGACUUCUGGUGUAGUGACUCUUCUAAUGGUGUCAAGAGCUCCGACGUGGCGUCCUCGACAUUCAGCCAAUCCAUCUGACCAAAUUUGUCACUCUGAGAAUCAAUCAUUUAAAAUGCAGAACAGUUCUGUUUGUGUGUAUUUUUUUUUGUACCAAGCAGGGGUUAUAUUUCUACUUGUUAAUGAGAGAGAAAGUGUGAACCAAAGACAAUAGAAACCCUUUCCUGGCCAAAAGAUUGGAAUCAGUUGGUAUCGUUAGUGGUAGGUGUUUCCAUGGCAACACAUAUCUAAUUCUCCUCAGGUUCUCUGGUGCUGACCAGAAGCUUCAUAACUUUCACCAAACCGAACACAGGCACCAGCUAAAGCUGCCAUGCAGGCCCUGUUGAAACUCUGUCCCACUGACUCACAUGUCUCUUACUGGUCCUUCGUGUUAGAUGACAUUGGACU
Messenger RNA from Microtus oregoni (creeping vole), 1514 nucleotides. It is a transcript of the gene Dio1, whose product is annotated as iodothyronine deiodinase 1. Gene Ontology annotation, molecular function: thyroxine 5'-deiodinase activity. The record is from RefSeq and is a predicted model, not a curated record. NCBI's taxonomy places the organism in Eukaryota, Metazoa, Chordata, Mammalia, Rodentia, Cricetidae. The transcript has 4 exons.